Molecule: messenger RNA, 894 nt
Organism: Plasmodium gaboni
Lineage: Eukaryota; Apicomplexa; Aconoidasida; Haemosporida; Plasmodiidae
Product: putative MYND finger protein
Exons: 10
Cellular component (GO): cytoplasm
Source: RefSeq, a predicted model, not a curated record
AUGAAUAUUAGCGAUAUAGAAUUCUUGAAUUAUGUGACUAAUAUAAAAAAUAUGGAUAUGCUACAACUGUUCUCAAAGGAUUGGAUGACAUAUCACGAACAUAUAGUUUAUAUUAAUAUAUAUCUACAUAACCAUAAGGAUAUUAUAGAUAUUACACAAGAUGAACGAAUGAAUGUUAUUUUGAAAAGGUUUGAAAUUAUCCUGAGAGAUUUAAUAAAAAUUUAUUUCAUUCGCUUUCUAUAUUUUGAAAAGAAAGAAGAAAAUAUUUCUAUAAUUAAUAAAAAUGAGAAAGUACAAUCUGAAAAUAUAAUGGAUGAAGAUACAUUGAAUCAUAUUCGUAUAUCUAGUUAUAUAUUGAUGUAUCAUGAAUUGUCUCUUUUGAACAUAAUCGAAUUUAUCUUAUAUUCUGAUUACGUUUAUGAUCAUAUAGAGACUUACAUGAUAAACAUCAUAUCAUACGUAUAUUCGAAUUUAAUAUCAUUCCUAGGAACGAAAUCAGAGCAAUAUUUUGUGAAACCCAUAAGCGAAAUGUUCAUAAAUGAGAUGGUAUUAGAAGAAGAAGAUAAUACAUACAAUGUUGACAAGCUAAAAAUAUAUCUCAAUAUAAUAAAUAUACUUCGAAAUAUUACUGAUAAAAUUCACCUUUUGAAUAAUACUGUUGUAAAUAAAAUAGUUGAUUACGACAUGCUAUUAAUUUUAAUCCCACUUAUUGAAAAAAAACCAUGGAGACAUCAAAAUUAUGUGUUCGAAAAAAAUGAAUGGAUAAGAACUGAUGAUCAUACAUUAUGUAGUGUUGAAAAACAACUAUGGCUAAUAUUAUAUACUCUCAUAUUAAGCGAUUCAUGCCAACAAAAAUAUGAAAUGACUAAUUAUAGAAGGAACAAUAUUCUGAAG